AUGUCUCCCGCUAUGCUGCAGGCGUCGUCGUUGUGCGUGUCCGCGGCGCUGUCAGGCGCCGCCAGCCGGCCAGGCCGCCUGGCCAGCCGGGGACAGUGCAAGCGGGCGGCCGUGCCGCAGCCUCUCGCGGCGAGUGCCGUGACAGAGGCAGCGCCGCCGGCACCUGCUGUCGUCGCGCCGCCGGCCCGCCCCGUCGACGCCCCGCGUCGUCGUGGGGGACGUGGCGGCGCCGGCGAGCUUGUGGCGUGGAAGAGUAUACGGCAGGAGAGGUGGGAGGGUGCUCUCGAGGUGGACGGAGAGCUGCCUCUCUGGCUGGAUGGCACGUACCUGAGGAACGGCCCGGGCCUAUGGAACCUCGGGGACUACGGCUUCCGGCACCUGUUCGACGGCUACGCGACGCUCGUGCGCGUCUCGUUCCGCGGCGGCCGCGCCGUGGGCGCGCACCGGCAGAUCGAGUCGGAGGCGUACAAGGCGGCGCGCGCGCACGGCAAGGUGUGCUACCGCGAGUUCUCGGAGGUGCCCAAGCCGGACAGCUUCAUGUCCUACGUCGGCCAGCUCGCGAGCCUCUUCUCGGGCUCGUCGCUCACCGACAACUCCAACACCGGCGUCGUCAUGCUCGGCGACGGCCGCGUGAUCUGCCUGACGGAGACCAUCAAGGGCUCCAUCCAGGUCGACCCGGACACGCUCGACACGGUCGGCAAGUUCCAGUACACGGACAAGCUGGGUGGCCUGAUCCACUCGGCGCACCCGAUCGUGACCGACACCGAGUUCUGGACGCUGAUCCCCGACCUUAUCCGGCCCGGCUACGUGGUCGCGAGGAUGGACACCGGUACCAACGAGAGGCAGUUCGUCGGCCGGGUGGACUGCCGCGGCGGGCCGGCGCCCGGGUGGGUGCACUCGUUCCCCAUCACCGAGCACUACGUCCUCGUGCCGGAGAUGCCGCUCCGCUACUGCGCCAAGAACCUCCUCCGCGCCGAGCCCACGCCGCUGUACAAGUUCGAGUGGCACCUCGAGUCCGGCAGCUAUAUGCACGUCAUGUGCAAGGCCAGCGGCAAGAUUGUGGCGAGCGUGGAGGUACCGCCGUUCGUGACGUUCCACUUCAUCAACGCGUACGAGGAGACGGACGAGGAGGGGCGCGUGAAGGCGAUCGUCGCCGACUGCUGCGAGCACAACGCCAACACCGCCAUCCUCGACAAGCUCCGCCUGCACAACCUUCGCUCCUCCGCCGGCCAGGACGUCCUCCCCGACGCCAGGGUGGGCCGGUUCAGGAUCCCGCUGGACGGGAGCCCGUUCGGCGAGCUGGAGACGGCGCUCGACCCGGAGGAGCACGGCCGGGGCAUGGACAUGUGCAGCAUCAACCCGAAGCACGUCGGCAGGGAGUACCGCUACGCCUACGCCUGCGGCGCCCGCCGGCCGUGCAACUUCCCCAACACGCUUACCAAGGUCGACCUGGUGGAGAGGACGGCCAAGAACUGGCACGAGGAGGGCUCCGUGCCGUCCGAGCCCUUCUUCGUGCCACGCCCCGGCGCCACCGAGGAAGACGACGGCGUGGCGAUCUCGAUGGUGAGCGCCAAGGACGGAUCGGGCUACGCGCUGGUGCUGGACGGCAAGACGUUCGAGGAGGUCGCGCGGGCCAAGUUCCCGUAUGGGCUGCCCUACGGCUUGCACUGCUGCUGGGUGCCCAGGAACAGGAACAAACAUGACGGCUGAUCCCAACACGUCGUCGUUGCCCAGUACGUACUGAUUCGUCUCUGCUGCUUGCUUCUUGGGCCUUCUGCGCAUCGAUCGAACCACAGUACGCACGUAUGUACUAUUGGAAAUUAGAUGUGUAGCUAGCAAGAUGGCAGCAUGCAUGCAGGCACGGCGGUUUGGUGGUGUUAAGAAAAGGUGAAAGGUAUACACUGCACGUGGUGAAUUGCUUGUACGUGCUGAUGAUUGUAACACAAGAUGUCGUAAUCGUGGGAAUGAAACUACAGGGGAGUGUAGUUUUAGGUUGUAGCACUGCACUCGGAUGUGUAUAAUGUGUACAUAAACCCUCCGCUACCAAAGUUCGUACUUCGUUGUUUAAUGUGUAGUACAGUGAAUAUACCUUCUUUUCUGAAACCAUAGAUAACUUGUUCACGUACUACUAUGUUUUUGCAUGGACUGAGGCCACAGGACAA
Oryza brachyantha (malo sina) is the source of this 2162-nucleotide messenger RNA. Its product is annotated as carotenoid cleavage dioxygenase 8 homolog B, chloroplastic. Gene Ontology annotation, molecular function: carotenoid dioxygenase activity. The transcript has 5 exons. Gene Ontology annotation, biological process: carotene catabolic process. Gene Ontology annotation, cellular component: chloroplast. The coding region runs from base 1 to 1710 and encodes 569 amino acids. NCBI's taxonomy places the organism in Eukaryota, Viridiplantae, Streptophyta, Magnoliopsida, Poales, Poaceae. The record is from RefSeq and is a predicted model, not a curated record.